This is a messenger RNA of Penicillium canariense, 414 nucleotides long. RefSeq names its product EthD domain-containing protein. Lineage: Eukaryota; Fungi; Ascomycota; Eurotiomycetes; Eurotiales; Aspergillaceae. The transcript has a single exon. Bases 1 to 414 code for a protein of 137 amino acids. Gene Ontology annotation, molecular function: oxidoreductase activity. The record is from RefSeq and is a predicted model, not a curated record.
AUGUCUGUCAAGGUCUUUAUCUACGCCUACCGCAAGCACGGCCUCUCUCUCGAGGACUUCAAGACGCACUAUGAGGCUCACGUCGACCUCGUCAAGCGCAUCUCGGGCGAUGACUUCCCCAUCUCCCACAAGCGCAGCUAUGUCCUGCGCAACCCCGUCGAGGUUGCCGCGGAGGGAACCAGCGAGCGCAAUGCUCUUACCCCGGCCACUGUGAUUGUCGGCCAGCAGUCUGACUUUGAAUUCGACGCCUACGCCGAGCUCACCUUCGCCGACCAGGCUGCUUUCCAGGCCUUCGGUGCCAAGGUCUAUGCUCCCGACGCCGCCGCUCAGAUUGCUGCCGACGAGGAGAAGUUCCUAGACAAGUCGAAGCUCGGAAUUGUCAUGCUCGGGGAUGUCAUCGAGACCUCCAAAUAA